Molecule: messenger RNA, 1296 nt
Organism: Cutaneotrichosporon oleaginosum
Lineage: Eukaryota; Fungi; Basidiomycota; Tremellomycetes; Trichosporonales; Trichosporonaceae
Biological process (GO): protein transport to vacuole involved in ubiquitin-dependent protein catabolic process via the multivesicular body sorting pathway
Cellular component (GO): ESCRT II complex; late endosome membrane
Molecular function (GO): ubiquitin binding; phosphatidylinositol-3-phosphate binding
Source: RefSeq, a predicted model, not a curated record
CCAACAUCCGCGCCUGCGCCUCCACCAGCGCCACCACAAGGGAACUGGACAUGCGGCGUGUGCGGCUUCGCGAACCCCAAUGUGGGCGGGAGCGUGCCGCCCGGCGCGAAGUGCGCGCUCUGCGGCGUAGCGUAUGCCAUGAGCAAGGGAAUGAGCCUCCCGCCCAGCCGGACGACCACGCCCGCGCCCAAAGCACCGACGCCCGCGUCCGCCCCCACCUCUCCCGUGUCCGCGUCCCCCGCGCCGGUCUUGGCGCCGACUGCCCAGAUCGCAUGUACGGCAUGUACCUUCCUCAACCACCCGUCGCUGUCGGCCUGCGAGAUCUGUGGCACCUCCCUCCCCAAGAAAGCGAAGGACGGGGAGGCGCCGAGCUCAAGCACGAGCACGGCCGCAGCCGCGCGCACCGAAACGGUGCGCUUCAGCUUCCGGCGCGGCGGAGAGCGCGAAGCUUACCGGCGAUUGAAAGGCGUGCUGAGUGACAAAGUGUGGGAGCGGGCGGGCAUCAGCGCGGUUCGCGACACGCGCGGCGGCGGGGGCGGCAUCGACGCAAUCCUGAAGAGCAUCAGUCUGGAGGGACAAGCGAACGACGCGCACAUGCAAGACGCAUUCCGCGACCUCGAAGUACUGAUGGUGCGGGCGGGCGAGAUGGUGCGGCUCGCGCAGAGCCUCAACGCAAAGCUCACCGCCGCGGGCGCAAAGGACGACGCGGAGGCCACUCUCGUGCGCUCCUCGCUCGUCCGGCUCGGCCUGCCCGCCCCCGCGCUCACGCAAGACAUGGUGCGCGACGAGCGCGCAUACUUCGACGGGCUGGCGCGCGAGCUCGGCGCCCUCCUGACCGGCGCGGGCGGCGCCGUCGGCCUAAUGCUGCAGCCCGGACACGGCGUGAUUGCGCUCGACACGGUAUGGGGCUUGUGGAUGCGCGCGCGCGGCGUCGCCCUCCUGCCCCCCGCGACGCUCAUGUCCGUCCUCCCCUUGUUGCCGGCACACACGGCGCCGCCGAUCCGGCGCCUCGACCUCCCCUCGGGGCUGACGGUGCUCAGCACGCCGGGCUACGCGCCGGGGGUGUUGCUCGCGCGGCUGCGCGAGCGCAUGGCGCCGGGCGCGGCGGCGCCGCGCACAGAAGAAGAGGUGGAGAACGAGCACGGGCUCGGCAUCAUCGAUAUUGCCGCGGCUGAGGGGCUGCCAAUCGGCCUCGCGACAGAACUCGUCGACAUGGUCGCGGCGCUGCCGGACAGCAUCGUGCGCGACGACCAAGCAGGGCCUGGCGGGAGUAAGUGGUACCGCGACAUUAUUAGU